AUGGAAGGAUAUCCUUACAUACAAAAAGUGUCAAGCCCGUAUGCAGCUUUUCAAGAAAACGCAUCAAAUCCAGACAAAUCAACUGUGAAUGGGAGCUUGGAACAACCUGUUUACGAACAAUUGAUGCCCUCUACAUUGGUUGUCGUGAACCCGUACCGCUAUGAAGCUGGUAUACCUUCUGCAAGUAACAGCGUUGAAUCGACCAUAGUGGCGCCACAAACUGCAUCCUGUUCCGGAACGUACAACAUUGAUCCAUGUUCUACUGCUGUAGUUGAUAGCAAUGGCUCGCUUCAUACCUUGGCACCAGAACGAACUCCUCAGUAUGUACCAGCGGUUCUCAACGGACAAGCGAGUAAUAUAACAAAUGUCAGUGACAAGCAUUCGUUUGCCGGUGGCGAGCCAACGGUAUGUAAUGGAGCAUCGGAAGAUCUUCUUAAAGAUAAUCCUAUACCGGACAAGUCAUGUUUAACAACGCUACCAGAACAAACCCCUGAGAGCACACUAAAACGUGACGACGAAAAUAUAGUCCCACCGAAUGAAAAAAUCACUAUGUCAACAAAGGAAGUCGAUGUACAUAAUUCUUCCAAAGCGAUUGAAAGCAUAGAACCGAUCGAAAUAAUAACAGGAUCGAAUGCGUGCAAUCAACCCUACGCCAGUGCCAUAUCGAACGAAACAUCUGUAAAAGAUAAUGCUAAUCAUGUGCAAGCACCCGGGACGAUAGACUCUGCGUCAGCUGAGGAAAAGCUGGUUGAAUCUAACCCGGAUGAAGAUGAAAACAGUAGCGACUCGACGAAAUCCAACUCAUACACAGAAGCUCAGCACUCCGAGAAUGUAUCUUCACUAUUUAAAAACGUGGUGCUAGUGCAAGCACACACAAUCGCGGCAGAGGAAAAUGAUUCGAUGGAUCGUGUAACAUCUGCUUCCGAAGUAAAUUCGUUUAACGAAACGGAUGAGGUCGACCCAAUCGUAACAAGUUCCGUGGAAGAUAUUGGGCGAGAAGAUGAGCCGAUGGAGCACGAAAUGAUGGAUCCCGCCGGUUUGCUGAUAGAUGAAACGGGAGAUGUUCAAAAUUUCGAAAUAAUGGAAGGUGUCGCCGUCGGUCAAAUGGGACAGAUCGUUGCACUGGAUGCACCUAUAAUCGAUCCGACCAUGAUGGAAGAACCGGAAAACGAUGCUGAUAAUGUAAAUCUAAACGAAGAAACCAAUACCGAUGGCAAUGGCAGUGGUAAGGGGCUAUCGGGAAAAGAAAAUUCUUCGAAUGUUAGUGUAAAGCAGUGCAAACAGCUGGACACCGUUUCACUUUCGUCCGGUGAGGAAACUUCGGAAGGGUGUAAGGAUGAAUCACAAAAGUGCCAAAUGCGUAAACGCGGUGUAAUCCGUGUCGUAAAUGUGAAAAAAGAACUGCUGCAGAAAAAGCGAUCUAAAACAUCCGAGCGGGGUGCUUCCAAUGAUGAUCCCUUCGGUUCGUGCGCAAGCUCAUCGAGCGAAGACGUCCCAAACGAUAUGUAUUUCGGUUCGCCGGAUCGUGUAUACACCGUGAGCACGAAACUACACUGGCAGCGGCAGAAACAAAAGCGCAACAAAUACUAUUCGCGUGAAAAAUCUACCGAUCAGUACAGCGAUGCGUCAAGCGAUAACGAGGAGAAAGAACACACCCAACGAAGGGCGAAAAAGGCGGAAGAAAUUGCACGCCUAAAGCUUCCGGCUUAUCAUCAACAGCAGUUGCAAGAAUUGGUGCUAAAGAAGCAUCCCAAGCGUGGCCGGUUUUAUGACCGUUCGCAGGAUAUUCCGAACGAUAUUUACUUUGGAAACGUUAAAGUUCCAUUACACAUUCUUCAUGCGACGAGCAGUAGCUCUUCGGAGGAAGAACCAUGGCCUGGUGGAAGCGCAAAGUCAGCGACGAGUUCUAACUCUUGCCAUCGCAAGGAAAGCACAACGUAUGCUAAAUCUUCUAACAAUCGUUAUUCUAAGAUUUCAUCGUCGAGAGCUGAAUCAACGAGCACGUACGGAAGCGUGCGAUCCGUUCACCGGAUGAAGGAAUAUCUCAAGAUGGCAGGUUUCCGACACAUGCGCUAUCAAAAGCUGUGGCAAGGCUGUGAAACUAAUCAUGAGCGCGCGGAAGCGAUACUACGAUUUCUUCAGACGCAUGGUCUACAGGGUGAACCGACGGAUGAAAAGUGUCGCGAGCUGCGCAAACAAAUUCAACUACAAAAAGAAGUGGAAGUGUUAGAUACGAGUGUUAUCAUUGGGAGUGGUGAAGGUCGUGUAACAAGGCAAAGGACUAAGAAAGUUUCGGAACCGACAGCUGUUGCACCCGAUGUGAAUCGUUCGUCGGAACAGAGUCUUCAGAAGGACGAAGAGACGAUAGAGUCUGCUGCAGCUACUGAAACAACGGAACUAGAAACAGAAUGCGUACAACAACAGGAGCAGCAACAGCAGGAUGGAAAUGUCCCAUUAGAAAACCGUGUAGAACACGCUUUACCGGCAGAUGAAUGUGCUAACAGGUCGAAUACCCCUUCAAACGAAUGA
This is a messenger RNA of Anopheles marshallii, 2529 nucleotides long. RefSeq names its product HIRA-interacting protein 3-like. The transcript is spliced from 5 exons. NCBI's taxonomy places the organism in Eukaryota, Metazoa, Arthropoda, Insecta, Diptera, Culicidae. Bases 1 to 2529 code for a protein of 842 amino acids. The record is from RefSeq and is a predicted model, not a curated record. Gene Ontology annotation, cellular component: nucleus.